CACGAGUAGCUCGUUCGCAAGUUGCAGCAACAAAACAUGCACUUGCCCUUCUCCCACUUCUCUCUGCAGUCUACAGAUUAACGACUAUGGGAAGAGCUCCUUGUUGUGAGAAAGUGGGGUUGAAGAAGGGGAGAUGGACAGCAGAGGAAGAUGAGAUCUUGGCCAAAUAUAUUGAGGCCAAUGGGGAAGGUUCAUGGAGGUCAUUGCCCAAGAAUGCAGGAUUAUUAAGGUGCGGGAAAAGUUGCAGACUAAGAUGGAUUAACUACUUGAGAGCUGACCUUAAAAGAGGGAACAUUUCUGCUGAAGAGGAACACACCAUCGUAAAGUUGCACGCUUCUUUUGGCAACAGGUGGUCAUUGAUAGCAAGUCACUUGCCAGGAAGAACCGACAAUGAGAUAAAAAACUACUGGAACUCUCACCUCAGCAGGAGAAUUUACAGUUUCCCCAAUACCCAACCAGAUUCUGGGGUCAUGCUCCCCACACCCAAACGUAAAGGUGGUAGAACCAGUCGUUGGGCCAUGAAGAAGAACAAAAGCAACCCUCAAAAGGGUACCCAAAGACCUAAACAAAGUGUCACCCAACAGAAUAUCGAAAGUGAAGUUCCACCGCCAUCCACACCAUCACUAGAGAGAGAGGGUUUAAUGGAAAUGGAAGAUGUUGGUGAGGAAAUACGGGAAGAGGUGGAGGUACAUGGAACAUACGAGAAGUACCUUAACGGUGUGAAAGAAAGCGGCGAUGAUGACGUUUUAGGACUGUGCCAAUUGGAAGGCAUUAAUGGUGUUAGUGGGGAGUUGAGUUUUAGUGACAUAUUGGACAGUUGUGUUGAGGAAGAAACGUGUGGGGUUUUGACUUUAAGUGAAGAGAGAGAAUGCAAUGACGUGGUGGGUGUUGGUGUGGAAAAUGAAAGACACAAUGAUGAUGAUGCGUGUCACAACAAAAUGGCUUCGAGUGAGAGUAGUGCGAAUCUUAGUUGCAAUGGGGAUAUUGGAGAAUGGAAUUCUUCCUCUUCUGUGACUUUGGGUUUGGAGGAUCGAUGGGAUUGGGAAAGCGUCAUAGAGUUUAAUAAUAUUGAGUCCCAUAUCGCUUAUGAUUGGGAGCAAAAAGAAAACUUGCUGACUUGGCUGUGGGAAGACGAUGAUUGGGAAAGCGAUGGAAAAAAUUUGGGAGAGACAGAUCCUCAGAUACAAAACGACGUGGUUGCUUGGUUUCUCUCUUGAAGAAAUAAUAGAAUAGACCUUUAUUUAGUACUUUCCCCCCCUUUUUCUUUUGGACAAAAUUUAUGUUUUUUUUAUUAGAACUAGAGUUUGGUAUUAAUAUUUUGUGAUUAUUAACCGUAAAUACCGAUGUUUAUUUGAAAU
Abrus precatorius (Indian licorice) is the source of this 1358-nucleotide messenger RNA. RefSeq names its product transcription factor MYB111-like. The coding region runs from base 87 to 1217 and encodes 376 amino acids. The transcript has 4 exons. The record is from RefSeq and is a predicted model, not a curated record. Lineage: Eukaryota; Viridiplantae; Streptophyta; Magnoliopsida; Fabales; Fabaceae.